AUGGACGAGGUACAUAAGUGUCUGUGCAAACGGAAUUUAGUACAGCUGUACACGGACGUGCCGAUGGAGACGGAUAUCAAACACUUGGUGAAUGUUAUACUGAAAUGUACCAGUGUGCUCUUCAUAGAGCAUGAAAACAGCCAGACCGUACCGGUCAUAACCUCUAAAAUCUACGACUAUGCCAUCGUCUGUGCCGUUAUCGUUAAAAGUGGGGCGAGACGGCCCAAGUGGUUAGAGCUGGUGCGAACCCGACCCCCGCCCCCCGACUCCACUCUGGUAGGUAAAGGCGAAAAGCCGUAG
Molecule: messenger RNA, 300 nt
Organism: Opisthorchis viverrini
Lineage: Eukaryota; Metazoa; Platyhelminthes; Trematoda; Opisthorchiida; Opisthorchiidae
Exons: 1
Coding region: 1-300 (99 amino acids)
Source: RefSeq, a predicted model, not a curated record